Molecule: messenger RNA, 3451 nt
Organism: Oryza sativa Japonica Group (Japanese rice)
Lineage: Eukaryota; Viridiplantae; Streptophyta; Magnoliopsida; Poales; Poaceae
Product: probable ubiquitin-like-specific protease 2B
Biological process (GO): proteolysis
Molecular function (GO): cysteine-type peptidase activity
Source: RefSeq, a predicted model, not a curated record
UCCCGCCCGCCCGCUCCGGCUCCGGCGCCGCCGAACCGCCGGAGGCGGGGAGCCGGCGGCCGUCUCCUCCGCCCUCCCUCCCUCCCUCCCAUCGCCGCCCGCCGCCGCGAGAUCCGCUUCGCCCCUCUCCACGUCGCGUGGUUACAGAUGAAUCAGCCUGAGGUUAACGGUUUGUUAUGUGUUGGAUUGCAUCAAACAGAUGGGGGUGACGAAUUGUAUGCAACUGAAUGUCUAAAAAUGAACCAGGGUUCUUCACAUGAAACAAACAAGUUGGAUGCAGUAAUGUCAGCUUCAACAAUGCACAGUGAUCAUAACAAUGCUAAUGCAUGCGUAGAUGAUUACCAACAUACAAAGAUGAUGGCAGGAAUUCAACCUAUGGAGGAAGUUGGUUUUGGCUGUACGCAACCCUUUGAGCUGCAAUCACAAGGGAUAGUACCUGAUUCUGAGGAAGAAAGCUUGCCAUCUAGCCCUGAAACUUCUUCAACAUCCAAUUAUGAUAUGCCUGAUUUAGCUGAGCAAAACUUGGAGCAUAUUUACAAUGUUUUGGGUGAAAUGGUUGAUAAGGAAGGGCCAGUUGUACUUAGUCCAGAGUAUGUGAUGUGCGGCACAACUUCGCAUGUGGAACCUCGCUUAACUUUCUCAGCAGACGGAUUCAAGAUCGAAUACUGGGAUUCUUGUGAAAAUGAUGAGAUGGCAGCUCAAUAUUGGAAAAUUUCUGAUAUUACCUGCAUUGAUUGUAAAUGGGCACAGAGUGUUGGAUCUGUCUUAAUAACUCUCCAUGUUGGAUCCGGCACAGAAACUGGAAAUUCUAGUCAUGAUAGAAUACAGUUUUGUCUUAUUGAUUCACAGUGGCCAAGGAAACAGCAAAACAUUUGGCAUCUUGCAUCAAGAUACCAAGAAAUAUGGAACAAUAUUCCAUCGGGUGAUUUUGCAUCAGAGAAUUGGAACAUUGAACCCAGUUUGUUUUUCCCUAAGCAAUACUUUUCUGACACUGAAGAAUUUGAAGAUGUUAUCUAUCCCAAAGGAGAUCAUGAUGCUGUUUCCAUUAGCAAAAGAGAUGUUGAGCUGCUGCUACCUGAAACAUUUGUCAACGAUACAAUAAUUGACUUUUAUGUCAAGCACUUGAGCACAAGAAUUGAACCCGCUGAGAAGCACAGGUAUCACUUCUUUAAUAGCUUCUUUUUUCGCAAGCUGGCUGAUCUUGACAAAGAUCAAGGGAGAGCUCCAGAAGGUAGAGCAGCUUUCCUACGUGUACGCAAGUGGACUCGUAAAAUAAACAUAUUCACGAAGGAGUUUCUGUUUAUUCCAGUAAACUUCAACUUGCAUUGGAGCUUAAUUGUCAUUUGUUAUCCUGGAGAAGUGGAGACAUUUAAAGAUGGUGACACAAAUAUCUCUGCAAAGAUUCCAUGUAUACUACACAUGGAUUCUCUCAAGGGAAGUCAUAGUGGACUGAAGGAUAUCAUCCAAAGUUAUUUAUGGGAAGAAUGGAAGGAAAGGCAUCCUGAAUCAGCAUCAGAUUGUUCGGACAAGUUCUUAAACUUGAGGUUUAUCUCCCUCGAGCUCCCUCAGCAGGAUAAUUCAUUUGAUUGUGGCUUGUUCUUACUCCAUUACGUGGAACUCUUUUUGAUGGAUACUCCGAGAAGCUUCAAUCCUUUGAAGAUUGACUCGUUCGCUAACUAUCUUAGUGAUGAUUGGUUUCCACCUGCUGAAGCUUCUCUCAAGCGUUCAUUGAUUCGAAAAUUAAUCCAUAAGCUGUUGAAAGAGCCUUCUCAAGAUUUUCCCAAACUAGUCUGCUGUAGUGAGCAGCUGGAUAAAACACAUGGGAGUGAGAACGCUGAGCUAGAACAAAUGAGUGAGAAUGCUGAGCGAGAACAAGCUAAAGAGCUCCCAGCUCAGAUGUGCACUGAUGGUGAACCUGAUUCAGUUGGCACCAUUCUUGAAACACAGCAACCAUCCAUAUCAACAUGUUUCAAUUAUUCUGAUGAAAACGGCCCACCUGUUUCUGUACACAACCUACAUAAGUUGGAGGUAUCGUCUGCAAACAAGGAUGCCAUUGUCUGCUUGUCAAAUCAUGAUGAGAAAAAUGAGUCACCUCCUGCAGAUUCUUACAAUCAUCUUGAUUUGAGAUCAUGCGACUCAGAAGAGGCUGAGACAGCCAAGGGAUCAGCUGGUGUUGUGAAAGAUCCGAAUAGUCAUAAGGAGCCUUUGCUGGAUUCUCUGGAUAAUAACCAGGAUAUUUCCAUCCAAGCUGGAGCUGAGAUGCAUGACAGUAUGGACUCCAAGUUAUGUUCGAUCUCCAAUAAUGCUGACUUAAUGGCUAGCGAGGAACGUUCGUUAGACAAGAACACCAAUGAAAAUGAGGAGCACAAUCGAACCUCAGAAGAUAUCGUAGAAUCUGUCAUGAUGCUUGGCGGCAGCAAAAGUGACACUGAACUUGAUGCAGAACCAGAAAGGACUGCAGGUGAAGCUGAGGUUCGGAAUUGUGAUCAUUCUAAGGACAUAGAUUAUAUUGCAUUAGGUGAUAUCAACAAAGAUGCUGCUAAGCAAUCUUUAAAUAGGAAUAUUGUUGAAGCUGAGGACAUUAAAUGUGAAGGUACUCUUGUGGAUCAUACAGUGGUAGAAGAUGCAACUCCAUAUAAUGUGAAUGAAACUAGUGCAAGUGCCGACAAGAUCAAUGAUAAUGAGCAUAAUGUUUCAUCUGAGUUGAAAGAAGGAAAUAACGGCAAUGGUAUAACCACUUCAAUUUCCUGUGAAAUGGAAGAUAGAAGCAUUGACAAUUUAAUGGUAGGUGAUAGCAGAAACGGAACAGAUGAAACUCGUGCAGAUGGCCAAGAAGCUCACGAUAACUCUGCAACAGCUGAGACAGUUCCUUGCGAAGACAAUGCAACAACCAGCAUAACUGAUGCUGAGAUGCCACACGAAGAUAGCACAUGUAGCGUGAAGGGUGAAGCAAUUUCGGAUAACACAGCAUCUGAUGCCAAAAGACCUCUGCCUGAUAGCACCUACAUAGAAGAUAUACCUGACGACAAGUGCUUGCAGAAAGAUGAUGGCGGGGGUGAUGAAGCAAAAACAGAGCGGCACUACAAGCGACGGAAGUUUCUGGUCUCUGAAGCAACAUCUUGAGAUUAGAUUGGACCUGUGUAGGUGCUAGUUUUCGCUUUGUGUUAUAUGUAUUCAUUUUUAUUGCCUUUACGCAAUAUCCUUGUCUUCUAUAGGUGAGUCCAUGAAAUUUGUAAGUUAUGAAUAGACAUAGACCUCAGAGCUAUAUGAAACUCUGAUGCCUAGCUGCCUGCAUGACCAACUUUUGUUAAAGGUCUUAACUUAGAUUUGGAACUGAAAAUUGUUGUAUAUGGGCGAACUUUGUCAUGUGCUGCUAAGAUUUCCGAUACCGGUAAUCAUCAUAAUUUAUAGGGGCUGGCGUGUUAGUGAGCUAGGCUCGAAGUUUCAAAUC